CAAACACAAAUACCCUCACCCUCGCUCUCAAACUAACGAACCAGAAACAAAGAAAAACACAGUAAUUUAGAGAAAUUCUACAGCGGGUGACAGAGAUGGCGAGGAAGUGUAGAGGAAUUUCAGAUAUUGCAGUGAUGGAGGUGGCACAGGUGGGCGUGAGGACCAGAGCUCGAGCAUCUCUGGCCAUGUCGGCGGCAGCCGCGAGCUCAGCAACCACCACUAAGAGGAGGAAGCUCCGCGCCGAGGAAUUGAAGUGCUCUUCGUCGUCCUCUUCAUCGUCGUUUGUGAAGCUGGGACGGAGACGCCUCGCGAUCAGCACCGAGGCGACGGAGGAGCGCCGGUGCUCCAGCCCUAGCUCGGAUCAUGACGCGACAUCGUGUUGCUCGAGUAACGGAUCGAGCUUGCUGCUCCCGGAGGAAGAGAGAAUCGAAUUCGUAGAUCUGCAGGAUGGGAGUUCUGAAGUUGAAACAUCCACGUAUAGUUGCUGCAGAGAAAGGAGAGAGACGACGCCAUCGAGCGAGCUUCGACUAGAGUCGGCGAAACUGGAAUCAACGGAGAGGCCAACCGAGGCGAAUUCUAGUCCAAGUACAACGGUGGAGAAGAAGAUCAAGAUGGUACCGGAGGCCGAGCUCGAAGAAUUCUUCGCUGCCGCCGAGAGAGACAUGCAUAAACACUUCAGGGAAAAGUACAAUUUCGAUUUCGUGAAUGAAGUUCCCUUGGAAGGACGAUACGAGUGGGUUCGGUUAAAGCCAUGAAGAACAACUUUCUGAUCACUUAAAUUUAUUUAUUUUUCCUCUUUUUUUUUUUUUUCGGUUUUGCUUUUUUCGUUAGGGCUGUCCGUCGUCGAUCCGUGCGUUUACAUUAUAUUUCAUGUAAGGCUAAGCCCAGCUCAGGUCUGUGUGUUAGUUCGCUUCGUAAAUCGUACGGUUCUCUGCAAAAAGAAAAUGCCAAAUCUUCAUGGGAAAGAACAAACAUUUGUUUGAA
Messenger RNA from Carya illinoinensis, 984 nucleotides. RefSeq names its product cyclin-dependent kinase inhibitor 7-like. Gene Ontology annotation, molecular function: cyclin-dependent protein serine/threonine kinase inhibitor activity. Gene Ontology annotation, biological process: negative regulation of cyclin-dependent protein serine/threonine kinase activity. Gene Ontology annotation, cellular component: nucleus. Bases 96 to 755 code for a protein of 219 amino acids. Lineage: Eukaryota; Viridiplantae; Streptophyta; Magnoliopsida; Fagales; Juglandaceae. The record is from RefSeq and is a predicted model, not a curated record. The transcript is spliced from 4 exons.